This is a messenger RNA of Emiliania huxleyi CCMP1516, 669 nucleotides long. RefSeq lists its product as hypothetical. Lineage: Eukaryota; Haptophyta; Isochrysidales; Noelaerhabdaceae. The transcript has a single exon. Gene Ontology annotation, biological process: intracellular signal transduction; protein phosphorylation. The annotation marks the transcript as partial. The record is from RefSeq and is a predicted model, not a curated record. Gene Ontology annotation, molecular function: ATP binding; protein serine/threonine kinase activity.
GCCGUCAAGGUCCUGAACCACAAGGCGACCAAGCCUGAGAUGGUCAAAAUCGUGCGCGAGUGCGCCUGCCUCGAGCGGCUCGACCACCCCAGCGUCAUCUCAGUGCUCGCCCACGGGCGCGUCGGCACGGCUCUGUACUGCAUCGUGAUGGAGCGGUGCGCCGGCGGCGAGCUCUUUGACCUCGUCAGCUCCUUGCCGCUGCCGCCCGAGCACACCGCUCGCCGCAUCUUUUGCGAGCUCCUCGACGCCGUCGGCCACUGUCACUCGCGCGGCAUCGCCCACCGCGACAUCAAGCUCGAGAACGUGCUCCUCACCGAGAGCGGCGCCGUGAAGCUCAUCGACUUUGGCCUCGCACACCAGUACGAUCCGGCGCACGCAGGAGGCUGGGACCGGUCGACUCUGCUCACCGAGGUUGUCGGCUCGCAAAACUACGCCGCGCCCGAGGUGUCGGCCGGCUGCGGAUACGAUGGCUUCCGGGCGGACAUGUGGAGCAGUGGCGUCGUCCUCUACACGCUCCUCGCAGGCACCUUCCCGUACCACGAGUGCAUAGCUCCUGUCGAGGUGGACGUGGAGGGCCUGCCGGCAGAGGCGGUCGGCCUAGUAAAGGCGCUGCUCGAAGCGGAUCCGGCGCGUCGCCCGACGGCCGGCGUUGCGAGGCGCCACGGCUGG